This is a messenger RNA of Onychostoma macrolepis, 4890 nucleotides long. It is a transcript of the gene ccdc85ca, whose product is annotated as coiled-coil domain containing 85C, a. The record is from RefSeq and is a predicted model, not a curated record. The coding region runs from base 320 to 1495 and encodes 391 amino acids. NCBI's taxonomy places the organism in Eukaryota, Metazoa, Chordata, Actinopteri, Cypriniformes, Cyprinidae. Gene Ontology annotation, cellular component: apical junction complex. The transcript has 6 exons.
CUCACCAUUCAUCUGCCUCAGCGGUUGGAUGCGCGGCUGAAGAGUCACAUCUCUGGGCACAGGGUCAGAAAGAGGAGAUUCCUGCUGAAAUAAAUCUGAAAUAACGACAGAAGGAGAAUUUAUAUCUAAAGCGGCGUAGUGUUUCCUGAUCUGGGUAAAUUACGGGAGUUUUUUCGUUGCAGAGUUAGGCUUUCGUUCUUCGAAAAAACUGGAUUAAUUUUAAUUAUGAGUUUAAUAUUGCUCGUUACGUUUUCGCGAAGGAAUGAUUAAAAAAUCGUGAGCAGAUAUCUCGCGUCAGACCACUUUUAACAACAGGAAUAUGGCAAAAAAUAUUAUAGACGUCCCAAGGGAUGAUUUAAGUAAGAUAUCGGAUGAAGAACUGCUUAAAUGUAGCAAAGAGGAGCUGCUUAGGAGACUCCGGAAAGUGGAUAGUGAAAAGAUUAACUUGAUGGUGGAACACGGGAACAUGAUGAAGGACGUCAACCGGAGAUUACAAGUGCAUCUCCACGAAAUACGGAGUUUGAAGGAGGUCAACCAGAAACUGCAAGAAGACAACCAGGAGCUUAGAGAACUGUGCUGUUUCUUGGAUGAUGAUCGGCAGAAAGGGAAGAAGCUGUCCAGGGAAUGGCAGCGAUUUGGCAGGUACACUGCCAGUGUUAUGUGGAAGGAGGUUGGUAUAUUCCAGCAAAAACUGAAAGACCUAGAAACCAACCAGGAGAGUGUGAUGAGAGAGAAUGUGGAGCUGAAGGAGAUCAUCCUCAUGUUAGAUGAUGAGAGGAAUGGAGCCGGAUCCAGGAGCUCCAUAGACAGCCAAUCCAGUCUGACCAAUCUGAACGGAGGUUCUGCUACUGUGAGGGAUGUUGGAGAUGGGAGCAGUACCUCUAGCACGGGCAGUGCUGGAAGCCCUGAUCACCACCACAGCCAUAUUCACAAACCUUCAGAGGGAAAGAUAAUGUCUAUCAGGAGGUCUAUGGAUGAUCUAUCAACCAACCAUCUUCUCAGAAGCGUACCGAAUGGGCUCAAUGAUUCAUCUUCAAGCUACAUCCGCCAACUUGAGACUAAAGUCCGGAUUUUAGAGGAUGACAACAAGCAGUUGUUAUCCCAGCAGGGGAACAUGGGAGAUCUGAAGACACUUCGGAAAGGGCUGUCCUUGUAUCACUCAGAGUCCCAGCUCUCCUCACUAUCCCAGUUUCAGGACACCUUACAGAAUGGGUCUGCGCGGAUGCCAGGAGGUGAUUUGCCGCCCCCCGUCACAGGAUACCUGCCGGCUGCACAGAAACCAGAGGCUGUUGUCCAUGCCAUGAAAGUAUUAGAAGUCCACGAGAACCUAGACAGGAAGAUCCCGGAGGACUACGAGGAGGAUCUCAGUGAGAAAGAGAAAGCCAUUGUCAGAGAGAUGUGUAAUGUGGUGUGGCGUAAGCUCGGUGAUGCAGCAGGAUCCAAACCCUCCAUCCGCCAACAUCUCUCUGGGAACCAGUUCAAAGGCCCUUUGUAGCUUCCAUGUCAAUGACCAGCAGGGCCUCGAACAAACAAACCAAUCUGUGAAUAUGACAGGAGGAAUAGACCGUCUCAGAACUGGGCAACUUCUGAAAACGACACAAAGAACUUUGCUUCUACUGCCAGCUUCUUUCAGCCCAUGGCAUUCAGUUGAGACAUUUCAAACCUAUUACUUAUGAUGCCAGGUGGUAGUUAAAUAUAUAAUGGACUCAAAAUUAGCACAAGCUAAAUCAUAGCUCUAUUUAUGUGCACACCAUCCAAGUAUUCAUACAAGGCAGCUUAAUGGACUCAUUUCUCGUUCCAGAUAAGGAAUGAAAGCAGAUAAAUACUCCGUGGAGAUACUCCUACAAGAUAGAUCCUUUCCACUCCUAAAAGCUUUUUGAUUUUGGCACAAGACCACUCCAAGAUUUUUUUUUGCCCUUUCACACUACCAUUCAAAAGUUUGGGUGUAAGAUUGGGUUUUUUAUGUUUUUGAAAGAAGUCUCUUAUGAUCGGCAAGGCUGCAUUUAUUUGCUACUACAUACAGUAAAAGUAAUAUUGUAAUAAUUCAGUAAUAUUGUGAAAUAUUAUUACAUUUUAGAAUGGCUGUUCUGUUUUAUUCCUGUGAUGGCAAAGCUGGAUUUACUCCAGCUUUCAGUGUCACAUUAUCCUUCAGAAAUCAUUCUAAUAUGCUGAUGUGAUGUUCAAGAAACAUUUUUUUAUAAUUAUCAAUGCUGAAAACAGUUGUGAUGCUCAGUUGUGGAAACCAUCAAUGAAUAGAAAGUUCAAAAGAACUGUAAUUAUUUUCAAUUGAAAUUUUUCAUUUUUGGCUACAUUUAAUGCAUCCUUGCUGAAUAUAAGUAUUAUUUAAAAAAAUAAAAUAAAAAAAAGAUCUUACUUACCCCAAACUUUCAAACAGUUGUUGUAUAUAUAUUUUUGACUUUAGCCAUUCCCAUCACACCAGAAUGUAACAGACUGUUAUCAUUACAAUUAAGUUCAAACAAGAAUCAUUUUACUUAUAAAUUUACCAGCCGUUGAUUAUUAACAAGUUCUAUUCAUUUAUCAAUGUUAAUUAUGGACCGUUAACAUAGCUGAAAAACAAAACAUAACAGUAAACCUUUUAAUUAAAAAAAAAAGUCUUUAUUUCAGGUAGUUCAUGAAUAACAUAUUUUCUCAGGUUCCCAGAAAUACAUAUUCUAAAAUAAUACUGUAUACUUGUGAAUAAAUUCUAUAACCUGGAAAUAUUCAAAAGAUAUAUGGAGGCCAGCUCACAAGUUUUUUUUUCAAACGGUUCUUAUAAAUGCCAUCUCAUUUCAAAGCAUAUUACUUUAUGUUCCAAAUUGACAAUCGUGAUUAAUAAAGCUGCUUUCCAUGACUUCAUUUGUAAUUAAACAAAUGAAAACAGAUGGAGUCAAAAUUCAAUAUCAAUAUCUUGUAAUGUGUCCCAAUGCAGUGCUUUUGAUUGUAUAUGAGACCUUAUGGAUUUGUGUGGUCGUAAUAUAAUUAAAAGUAUUGAUAAGGGAAUAGUUCAGCCAAAAAUGAAAAUUUGUUGGAAAUUAACUCACCCUCUAGCUCAUCAGAACAGAUUUGGAGAAAUUUAGCAUUACAUCACUCGCUCACCAAUGGAUUCUCUGUAGUGAAUGGGUGCCGUCAGAAUGGUUUAAAGUUAAAAUGCCUUAAUAAUGGAUUUGUUUCUUACAAACAAUCAACGUUUUGCUUCACAAUAUCGUGUGAAUUAUGACGUUUUUAUCAGCUGUUUGAACUCUCAUUCUGACGGCACCCAUUCACUGCAGAGGAUCCAUUGGUGAACAAGUCAUGUGAUGCAAAAUUUCUCCAAAUCUGUUUCAAUGAAAAACCUUUGAUGGCCUGAGGGUGAGUUCGUGUUCAUUUUCAGCAAUUUUUCAUUUUUGGCUGAACUAUUCCUUUAAAUCUGUUUUAGGUCUACAAAUUGAGUUCUGUAUGAAAAGAACUGGAACUGUAUUUCAGGUUCUAGAUAGUGAAUAGGUGCAACAGAGAAGCUCUGUGCUGGAUGAAUGCAAGUAUGGAAGUGAUGCGUGUUUUCUGUUUAGCCUGAGGUUUCAUCAGUACACUAUUUCAAAAAGCAUUUUAAUGUCGUAAUCUGCGAUCGGAGCAUGUAAAGUAACUCUAAAGCCAGUCACACUUUCCACUAUUCCUUUUACCAAGCUUAACAUUUCUGCUUAAACUGAAUGAAAUCAGAUCAUACAGUAUGUGCUGAUAAAAACUGGAUCAAUUGUAAGGUUUGCAUUAUUAAUAAUAAGCUUCUUUUGCUGAGUUUUGUCUAAUUCUGCUCCAUAGGCCUAGUUCGUGAGACCGUCAGGCAACAUCUUUUAUGUGCUUACUGUACAUGAUAUAUAGCAAAGUCUUAUGAAUGAAAGUAAAUGAGAAAGCAGUAAAUGAGAUGUCUUUUGAGUUUUAUGUAUUAUAAUUCAGAUUCAUUAUCUGUGUACACAAGAACUGUCUCAAAAGAUGCUUGCUGCAUUCCCACAAAAGCUCUUUUUUUAAAACCAGUGACCCGAUAAGCCAUAAUUUUGUAUUGUUUGUUUAAAUUGAAGCUAUUCUGAGCAUUGCCGAAAAUCCCUCUGCCGAUCUAGUUAUUUUUGUAUUAAAGUUGUGUGGAUAUUUCAUUGAAAUUGUAUAUUUAUGAGAGCACUUUUACAGUGCUAGACUGAAAUCACAUUCGUAUUGGAUGGGUUUUUUUCACACUGGAUGCAGCAGGUGGCUUUUGGCGGUGUUGCGUUUUUUGUUUUGUCUGAUGUUUAUGCGAACAAAAUGAGCAGCAAACAUUUGAAUAAGUAAAGAAAAUAGUUGCAUAUUUUUAUGAAAAGGAUACGUUAUGAAUUUGGGUCAGUAAAACAGUGUGUGCCGUUAACAACACAGUAAAUAUUGUCUCUGCUAUGCUGUGAAGUGUUUCAUGUGAACACAAUACCUAAAUCACUGGUGUUGGACUACACGCAUACAUUAAAACUAUUUUUGAAAUCCAAUUAAAAGUGUCCUUUAUAAACAGAUCUAGAAUACGCAACUACUGACUUUUUUUGUAUUUGUUCAGUUUAAAAAAACAAAAGAAUCUGAAAUGCUGAUAUUUUCCUAUUUUCUUUUCAAAUGCACUGCUUCUUUUGUGAAUGAGGAUUUGAUGUUUGAAUCUUUCAUGAAAUUCAAUGUUCUGUGUAGCUCAUCUGUAUGUGAAACACAUGAAGUUGUAUUCUAGGACAUACAAUUCAGCGCAAUGUAAAUAACUACCAUUACUGUAGCAUACCUGUAACUAGCAUGCGUUUAUAUAUUUUUAAUAAGCUGUAUGUAGCUGAGAAUGGACCUGUAUUUUAGCUAAUAAAAAUUCAAAAUAAAUUGCAAAUAACCCUCUUGUAGAUUUGAAAUAAAACAGAAUCCUUUUCUUUG